Prosopis cineraria is the source of this 1530-nucleotide messenger RNA. Its product is annotated as F-box protein At1g67340. Bases 54 to 1232 code for a protein of 392 amino acids. NCBI's taxonomy places the organism in Eukaryota, Viridiplantae, Streptophyta, Magnoliopsida, Fabales, Fabaceae. The record is from RefSeq and is a predicted model, not a curated record. Gene Ontology annotation, molecular function: protein binding. The transcript is spliced from 3 exons.
AAUCUCUCACAAGAGAGUGAGACAAGAUAGGGAUAGAGGAGUUUCUAGGGAUUAUGAGAACCAGGAGGGGGCUUUGUUAUCCUCGAGUGGCUCCUCUGAGGAUGCGUUCCGAUGAGGAACAACAAUCGGUUUUUGUUAGCAGAAAAAGAUUGAAGAAGUCACCAGAAAACGUGGUGGCUGGUGGAGGAGGAUGCGAUUUUUUUGAGUCUCUGCCCGAUGACCUUGUGCUUUCCAUCCUCUCCAAACUCAGCUCUACGGCGACGUGCCCCUCCGAUUUCGUCAGUGUUUUGGUCACGUGUAAGAGAUUCCAUGGUUUAAGCCUCCAAUCUCAGGUUUUAUCCAGAGUUUCGCCGAAAGGAUUGGCUGUUAAAGCCAAAAGCUGGUCCGACUCGGCUCACCGGUUUCUGAAACAGUGUGCCGAUGCCGGAAAUGUUGAGGCCUGUUAUAUCCUGGGCAUGAUUCGAUUCUACUGUUUAGAGAACAGAGGAAGUGGAGCGUCGCUGAUGGCCAAGGCGGCGAUUAACUCCCACGCUCAGGCUCUGUAUUCCCUGGCCGUUGUCCAGUUCAACGGCAGCGGCGGGACGAAGAAUGAUAAAGACCUCAGAGCCGGUGUGGCUCUCUGUGCACGCGCCGCCUUCCUGGGCCAUAUCGACGCUCUGCGUGAACUCGGCCACUGCCUGCAAGACGGAUAUGGGGUUCGGCAAAACAUCGCCGAGGGACGGCGAUUUCUCGUGCAAGCUAAUGCGAGAGAGCUCGCCGCCGUUUUGUCAUCUCCGGCGGCGGCUAACUCUGGCAUCCCUAUGCUCACCUGGAACCGCCACCCUGUCCCGCACCCGCAUCCUCAUCCGUUUCUCCGGCAACUAACCGGGUCAGGCUGCCCGCUUCUCAGCGAUUUUGGAUGCAACGUGCCCGCGCCGGAGUCCCACCCCGCCAACCGGUUCAUGACAGAGUGGUUCAGAGAGCGGGGCGGGUCGCCGGGUUCGGGCCUUCGGUUAUGCUCACACGUGGGUUGUGGCCGGCCAGAAACGAGGAAGCAUGAAUUUCGUAGGUGUUCGGUGUGUGGGACGGUGAAUUACUGCUCUCGCGCUUGUCAGGCGCUGGAUUGGAAGUUCCGGCACAAGGCUGAGUGCGUGCCAUUGGAAAGAUGGGCUGAUGAGGAUGGCGACGAUGCCGCCGGCGAACAGGUUGACGGCGGUCUAAACGGAGACGGCUUGAUGGCCGUCGAUAGUUAAAGAGAGGCUGUAGAAUAGUUUCGGCGACGACGGUAAUGGAAGUGAUGACGGCAUCGUUUUGCAGGAUUUGGAGCCAUUUUUUUUUAGGUGCGGAUUAUGGUAAUUAUAUGGUGAUUAAUCAUUUUUAUUAUGGUCGGUCCUCAAACGGCACCGUUUUUACUUCCUCACCUUUUCUUGUAUAGGUUAGAUGGUCCCUGAAAACAAAAAACAGCUCUUAUUGCUCAUGUUUUACCUUUUUUGUACAAUACAGCAACUGUCAGUCUUAAAUGUAGUUAAUUAAGAUUACAAAUUUUGUCAA